Phytophthora infestans T30-4 is the source of this 1020-nucleotide messenger RNA. RefSeq names its product WD domain-containing protein, putative. The transcript is spliced from 5 exons. The coding region runs from base 1 to 1020 and encodes 339 amino acids. Gene Ontology annotation, molecular function: protein binding. Gene Ontology annotation, cellular component: nucleus. The record is from RefSeq and is a predicted model, not a curated record. Lineage: Eukaryota; Oomycota; Peronosporomycetes; Peronosporales; Peronosporaceae.
AUGGCGACGCCUCAGCGCUCGGUGUUCUGCGACCGUCCCUUCAUCACGUACCCGACGCGGGACCGUCUGUAUGGACUUUGCUGGAGGCCAGACUUGAACUCCCUGCGAAUUGCCGCCUCUACCUUCAUCCUGGGCGAGUACGCCAAUAGAAUCGAGAUCUUCCACCCGACGGCCAACCAGAAGGAGGUGGUCUCCGCGCUGGAGAUCGACCACCCGUACCCACCCACCAAGAUCAUGUGGUCGCCGGCUUCGCUUGGUUCGCAUGUGGAAUUGCUGGCAACAACCGCCGACUUUUUGCGACUCUGGACGAUCUCAGAUUCGUCCAUAGAGCUGCACUCGAGAUUCACAGCGAAAAAGAAUAACAAUGAUGCCUGCGCACCGCUCACAAGUUUUGAUUGGAAUGAAGUGGAGCCAAAUAUCAUCGGAACGUCCAGCACAAGCAACACGUGCACCAUCUGGGACAUCAAUCAACCGACAUCACCAAAGCACAAUAUCGGUACGCACGACACUGAAGUGUACGACAUUGCGUUCUCAAGUAGCGACCCCCAGAAGUUCGCUUCGGUGGGUGGUGACGGAUCGCUGCGGCUAUUUGACUUGAGAUCGUUGGCUUCAAGCACCAUCGUGUACGAAGAUCCGAAUGCACCUCUUCUCAGACUAGCGUGGAAUAAACGCGAUGAUCGCUUCAUUGCGACGUUCGCUGACGACAGCUCCAAGAUUUCUGUCAUCGACCUCCGUCGCCCUAUCUACCCUAUGGCGGAGCUGAACCAGCACCAGGCAGGCGUCAACUCAAUGUCAUGGUCUCCUCACUCACGAUACGAUCUGUGUAGUGCUGGAGAAGACAACACAGCAAUCGUGUACGACAUCUGCGCUCAAAUGACGAGUUCGGAUGAUAACGUUGACGGCACUUGCUACACUUUACUGAAGUCGGACGAACCUAUCAACCAGAUCCGGUGGUCACCUACGGAACCAAAUUGCAUCGCACUAUGCGACGAGAAGGCCCUGCACGUCGUGCAGAUGUAA